This is a messenger RNA of Penicillium daleae, 870 nucleotides long. RefSeq names its product protoglobin family protein. The record is from RefSeq and is a predicted model, not a curated record. The transcript has 3 exons. Gene Ontology annotation, molecular function: heme binding; oxygen binding. Lineage: Eukaryota; Fungi; Ascomycota; Eurotiomycetes; Eurotiales; Aspergillaceae. Bases 1 to 870 code for a protein of 289 amino acids.
AUGCCCUGCGAUUACGGUUUAGGUCCAGGCUUCGAGCCUAAACAUAUCGACAGGAAGUCACUCUAUGUCAACCUCGAAGAGAGAAUCAAGUACUUGCAUGACUUCCUUGACUUCAACUCUGCCGACAUCGAAGCCCUGCAGGGUGGAGCCAAGUACCUCAAGCAACUUAUCCCCGCUGUGGUCAACCUUGUAUACAAGAAGCUCCUUCAAUAUGACAUCACCUCGCGGGCGUUUCACACUCGAACAACAGCCGACGAGACUGAGCCCGACCAAGAGUGGUUGGAUGAGGAUUCACCCAGGAUUCAGCGGCGCAAGAUGUUCCUUCGCUGGUACCUCACAAGGCUAUGCCAGGAUCCGACGAGUAUUGACUUCUGGCGAUAUCUUAGCAAAGUCGGUAUGAUGCAUUGCGGUCAAGAGCGUUUACAUCCCCUCAACAUUGAAUUCGUCCACACCAACGUCUGCAUGGGUUUUAUCCAGGAUAUCUUCAUCGAAGCACUCCUCUCCCACCCCCAUAUCUCCCUCCGACGCAAGAUCGCGCUCGUUCGAGCCGUCAACAAGAUUCUCUGGAUCCAAAACGAUCUGUUCGCCAAGUGGCGGGUUCGCGAUGGCGAGGAGUACGCCGAUGAAAUGUCCGUGUACAGUUUUGGAUCGGGGAAAGAAGGGUAUAUUGGGGAUAAAAAGAUCCUGGGCAGCGACUCCAGUAGCUCUGCUGAUGAUGACACGGCCAGCGUGGUGAGCAGCAUUGCGCCGUCGACAGACACUGCACAAACCAUUCAUACGACAUAUACUCCUGCCUCCCAACCCUCCGUGUGUCCGUUUGCAGAUCUUGCCAAGAGUUCAUCUACGGAAACGAAAAUCUGGGCCAAUUGA